This is a messenger RNA of Radiomyces spectabilis, 1158 nucleotides long. RefSeq lists its product as uncharacterized. NCBI's taxonomy places the organism in Eukaryota, Fungi, Mucoromycota, Mucoromycetes, Mucorales, Radiomycetaceae. Gene Ontology annotation, molecular function: peptidyl-prolyl cis-trans isomerase activity; macrolide binding. Gene Ontology annotation, cellular component: nucleolus; chromatin. Bases 119 to 1066 code for a protein of 315 amino acids. The record is from RefSeq and is a predicted model, not a curated record. The transcript is spliced from 8 exons.
UGCAAAAAAGUAAGUUGUGGAACAGUCACAACAGUUGAAUUUUUUUUUUCGUUCGGGCUCUUCUCGAAAAGGCCCCGCUCUAUUGUUGCUCAAGGUCUCGUCUCCUAUAUAUAUUAUUAUGAGUGUUCAAGGCUUUUUCGGUCUCGCGAUCCACCCCAAUAAGACUUAUAAGCGCAAUGUUUCCUCUGGUUUCAGAAUUCGCAUGGCGGCUUUCGACAGCACGGUCAAGGGAAAGGGUCGGUGCAGUGUACGAGUCAAGGUCGACGAAAAAGACUUUGUGUUGUGUACUUUGAUCCCUGGCAAGAUUGAGCAGCAACUCUUGAACAUCGGAUUUGUAGAAGGCGAAGAAAUUAUCUUUACAGUCACUGGACAAAAUACCGUCCAUUUGACCGGCAACUACGAGCUGGACUUUGACGCCGAAAGUGUCUCCGAAGAUGAAGAUGACAAAACAUUGAUGAAUGUGCCUGAAGGCAUCGAUCCUCAAAAAAUUGCUGCUUAUCUGAAUGGCGAUAUUGAUUCUGAUGAUAUGGUCUCGGAUGAAGAGGACGCUGAAGCGCCCGAACUGGUUGCGGCUGAAGAGGAAAAGAAAGAGAAGAAAGAGGUAGCGAAUCAGAAAAAGCGAACCGCCGAAACUGAAGAGGAGGCAACAGAAGCACCAAAGAAGCAGAAAACGGAGGGCGCGAAGAAGCAAAACGAGAAAAAGGCAAAGGUUGUCACAACCAAGUUACAAAAUGGUUUGGUAUUGCAAGAUGUCGAGGCGGGAGAGGGUCGUUCGGCCAAGAAGGGUAACCGCAUUGGGAUCCGAUUUAUUGGCAAAUUGCAGAAUGGCAAAAUCUUUGAUAAAAACGUGGAAGGAAAACCGUUUGAGUUUGUUUUGGGUCGCAGCGAAGUGAUCCGCGGAUUAGACGAAGGAAUUAUGGGCAUGAAACUCGGUGGCAAACGUAAAUUGACCAUUCCUCCCGCGCUUGGCUACGGUAAGCGUGGCUCGGCUCGUAUUCCCAAAAACGCCACCCUUAUUUUCGAGGUAAGUUUAAAAAUUGCAUUGAUGAGGAAAUCACACCACUGAUAUAUAUGUGUAUUUGAUGUAGGUUAAACUCGUCUCGCUGAAAUAAACAAAUGGGUGUCAUUACAUGUGUAAACAAAUAAAUAGAAUCAUAA